AUCGCAUGUGUGUCGGCUCACGAAUCAAUCGCAUGGGACAGAAUUCUCCUCCGUCUUGGCUGAAGGGAGAGGCAAGGGGAGAGGAAGAUGGUAAGGGCAAGGUCGGUGCCAUGCCGACAUUCGGCCGUGGCAUGGCAACUUGGCGGCAUUGCCCACCUUGUUCGCGCAUGGGUUGCUCUGAAUUUCGGUAUGCAUUCAGUUUGAUUGUGGACGUGUGGUUCGGUCGGGUUGUAGUUUAUGUGUGUCCACAGACAGCAGUGAUUCGUGUGUAUGCGUGGCGGGUGCCGGUGGCCUGCCUUCUCUCUCCACCCUGAUCAAUUUGUUUUGCCUUUUGGCUGUGUGUGUGGUGUGGGGAAGUAGGGCCUGCCUGCUGCCAUUGACCUGCGUGUGUGUGCGGUUGCUGCAGUCAGUGUGCAGACGUCGUGUGGUGACUGUGUGCGCAUUCGUGAGUACAAGUGCACCAAGCCGCCAAAUGGUUCUGUCCACUCAUGCCACACAAGUCUCAUGCUACGUCCCGUGAUGAGUACGCUCAACACAGAGAGAGACAGAGGGAGAGAGACAUCCUGUGAUGAGUACGGGGGAAUUUGUUACGGGGUCUGCACCGAGCCCAUAAAUCAAGAGCAUUCCCAACGUCAAUCCAUCCACCCGUCCCUCGCAAAAUCCAAGUAUACAGACAACCGCACUCAUCAAUCAAAAGACACACGAGUCGCCAGUACACACCAUAACAGCAACGGCCGGAUGUACGGAUGCCUUGGUGACGGGCCUGUCUGUCUGUCUGUCUGUCAGCUCUCACGCCUUGAUCUGUGUGUGCGACAUGACAACAGCGCGGCACAUGGAGCAGGUCGGCUGGCGGUGUCUCUGUCUGGUCCUCCCCCAGCAGCUCACACACAUGCACAUGUGGCUGCAGGGAUGGAAGACCACACAUGGGCGGCGCUCCGUGCACACCACACACUUCUUCUGAUCCUCCAGGUCCACCAGCUUCUUCUGACACCGACUGCUGAGUGUGUUCAUCUGGUCCAAGGCGUUGGUCACGUCGCUCAGAGACGAGUUGACGUCAGCCUGCAGCUGGAGGACGGCCUGCUCGUCCACUGCCGUGCGCAGCCGAUCAUCGUAUGAGCUGCAUACACACACAGGGGUCAGAGGCGCUUUGUCUAUGGCUGGCCUUACCUGAUGGCCGACACGUUGAUGAAGCCGACCUGGGCAGCGCUCUGUGCGCCCUCCAGCCUGAAAGGGCAAUGGACUGAUUGCACGUGGGUGUCCAUACAGGUAUGUGUCUCUCCUCACUGUUUUAUUUUUGCGACGGAUUCCUCCUUCUCGCGCCGCAGGUUGGUUAGUUGGGCCUCAAGCCUGAUGGAAACCGCCACAGCAAUGUCUCACCUGCGCACUUCACGUAUCAAGAGACUGACUCGCGUAGUUUCUCCGUCAGGCCGUGGUUGGUCUUGACGGCACACUCUUUCUCAGCCGUGACAGCCGUGACCAUUUGCACCUGGCCCUCUAACCUGAUCAGCAGGCACGUGCACUUGUGCCGAUGACAUAUCUGUAACGUGCAUUCGGUCUGUCAUCCGUCGCUAGAUAUGUCUCUGACUUGUUCUGUGACUCCCUCAGUGCUGCGACGGUCUUCUGCUCCCUCAUCAGCCUGCAAGCAUUCAUACAGUGGCAGGCACACAAACAUCGACCGACACCUCACAUAUAGGUUGAGGUCCUUGUCACCCACACCCACGUCUGCUUGAGGUCUUCGUUUUGCGCCUUGAGUCGCUCUAUAGCAACACUCAUCUUCUUGCUUUUCGUUGCGGCGCUGACCCCGACCAAUGCCCACACAACAAUGGCGGCAUGGAUGCAGCAUGAAUACCUCUGUCGCUCCUUGGCAAGGGCUUCGUUAAGGGCCGCCUCUCGCUCAGCCGCCAUGGCCUGGCACUGCUGCAGUAAGUCGUCUUCGGAGGUGGCGUCGGCCCUCGCCUUACCGACGCCGACUUCCCCGCCACUGCCAUCCGCACGGACCCGGAUGAUUGCACAGAUGCCAAGUUAUUUGACUCUUAUGCUCACUCCUCUGCUGGCACUGUAUCGCUUGUCGUGUCUGCAGCCACACCAACACUGCCCUCACUGCCGAACACGGCAGAGCAAAUCAAUCAUUGUGUCGUCCCUUCGCGUGACAUGCCGUCCGCAACCCUUUUCACUUACAGUGGACUCCCCUUACAAUCAACGAGGGUACAUGUAGCAGCAGCAUCGUGUCUCUCCGGUCCGCGCGCCCGUGCGGCGCUCUCACCACCCCCCGCCCUGACAGUUACCGCCCUCCGAUGCUGUUUCCUCUUGGUGCGCUUGACGUUGAGAGUCGCGGACUCUGACCGGGAACAGAGGAUCACCAGCUAUGGAUGUCUAGAGGAAUAAGGGCUCUGCUUGUCCCUCGGCUGACCUAGAAGUUGCUGGUCGAGGUCAAUAUCGACUGGACGAGGCUGUGCUACCUGCUUGGUCAGCCAUGAGAUGAGCGCGCAAGCCCAGGAGCCCAACGAUAAAGCUGCUGCCGUCAGCCGAGAGGGGGUAUUCAAGAUUACUCUUCUGAGCUUAUGGAAUGCCUGCCGAAGCAGCCGUAAUGGGUGUUGCCUGGUCAGAGCCCACAACCACAGGCCAAAGAUGACGAGCAUGGCGACCACCGCCAGUGGAAAGCAGACGCGGCCCUGUUGGACGGGACCUCGUUGCUCAUCCAUGUGGGCCGUAGCCGCCGCCCUUAGCCGUGCCGCCAAAUUAUGGUGACCCUGUGUGCCAGAAACAAGAAUGGCAUGUAUGAGUUUGCCAGCACGAGGGCGAGUAUCGACCUGUACCAUUGCCUUGGCUAUGUCAGCCGGUCUGGUAUUCCAGGGGUUAAAGCCAGGUACAGGGAGAGUCGGAUUGGCGCCUUUUGCCAGUAGCAUGUCGGCGAGGUCGUGGGCACCACUGAGAGAUCGAUGCAAGACAUAUGUAUGUCUCGUUGUGUCGCAUCCAUGUGGAAGUAUCCAUCUCACUUGAGUGCGGCCCAGUGUAGGGCUGUGCCCGAUUCGCCACAGUCAUUGACGUCUGCCCCCCUCGCUAUGGCCAUCCUUGCGAUUUCGACUCGAUUCGGAAUGUCAUCUAAGUACUGGGAGUUGUGCCAGACCGCUGCCAUCACCAACGGGGUGCCCAGAUUGGUACGCGCAUGAAGAUUCGCUCCAUUCUCCAGUAGACAUUUGACACACGAGACACAAGAGCCCUGACAGGGAGGCAACACAUAAUUCCUGUCAUCUGUCUCCGGUCAUCUGCCUGUCUCCGGUCAUCUGCCUUGUGUCCUUACGUCGAGGGCAGAUUGGUGGAGGGCAGUGGUGUUCGUCACUAGAAUCCUCUUGCGAAACGGCGGAGGGAGAGGCUUCUCCUUCCAGGCACUGUCGACCCACUCCGCGAUCGGGAUCGUGGCGUCGAUGUCGAUACCUACCCAUACACAAGACGACAUUGUAGUGAGAUCAGCUCGUGGGGUCCUUUGCAAGCCUUACCGUAGUCGAUUAGCGUUUGUGUGAUGGCAACGCAAACUGCGUAGGGACAGGUGAUCAAAUUUGUGUGAAGUGCUGUCAUGCUCAUGUUAUUCACGCUGUGCCGGCCAUUGAUGUCCACGCCUUUGGCACCCUCUCUCGUUGUCUCCAGCAGCAGCUGGACAAGCUCAAUGUUGCCAGCAAUCACCGCAUGGUGAAGCACGGAUUUGCCCUUCUCAUCGCGGGCAUCGAGGUUGGACACGUGUGGAAGAAUCACGGGCACUGUCGACAUGGGAUAUUGGCCAUGAACAGCAGCAAACAGGGCCUCCUCCAGCUCAUCGUCGGUCUGAUCGCUGUUGAAGGGCGGCAGAUGGGAGCGCAACGACGGCACAUCGGCCUACAUGCAAAAGCAAACACCAGAAAGGUGGGUGUCUGAACACCAUGGGCGGUACAUACCGCGUAUGCGGCCUUUGCGGCGGGAGUAGAUACCCACCAAGGAGCACCAUCAU
Messenger RNA from Vitrella brassicaformis, 3982 nucleotides. The record is from the annotation of a GenBank genome assembly. NCBI's taxonomy places the organism in Eukaryota, Vitrellaceae.